AUGGCUGAGCUUUUGGAAGGGUUUUCCAAUUCAUUGAGCAAAGCUGAACAAGCGGUUAAGAAUGACUGUCCUGACAAACUGCGAGAUGUAUUAAAAAACGAAGGGACUGCGUUUACAAGUGAUUUAGUAACAGAGGGAAGUCUUGUUAAUCAUCAAAUACGUGAGAACCUACUUCAUUUUGCUGUUCACCAAUCAGCCAGUCGGUGUAUUAAUCUGCUCUUAAAUCCACCUUUCUGUUGGAAUUCAGAAUCCCCUAACUCUCUUGGUCAUACUCCAUUAGAUUUAGCUAUGAGGCGGCAUUACUUGCCUGUUGUUUAUCUCCUUGCGUCACAUUCAGAUUCUCCUUAUUCUUAUAAAAAACACCCCUUUUCUGUCGACCUUCUGUUGAUUGAGCCCUGUUCUAUUGAAUUGAUACCAGGAGCACUAAACGCUAACUAUGAUUCUCAAAAUUCUGACUUAGCGUGGUUAUUUAAUUCAUGUAUGUAUGGUGAAAAUAUCCGAUGUACGGCUGAAAAUAUCAUCUUAUUAUUUGAACUGCUAUUGUCAGGACCUGUUUGCCCACUUAAUAUUGCUCUUUGGUUAGCUCUUGGACAGGUUUACUUAGUGAAUUCUCAUAAUAUUUCUUGUGCAACUUAUCCAAAUUGUUUGUUUAAUAACAACAUUAACAUUUGGAAUACCAGUUGGCAUGAUUUAUUUAUCGCCUGGGCAUCGCAUCGAUCACGUACGGGGAACCAGUUAAAUGAAUGUGAUCAGCAACAAGUCCUUUCUUUCGGUCCUUUAAGUCUUAUGGAUUUUUGUCGAGUUACAAUCAGGAGACAUGUUUCUGCUGUCAUAGACGUUCGUAGACAAGCCUAUAAAAAAUCCAACUCUGUGAAAUAUUAUAAUUAUGCUAGCCUUAUUAAAAAGUUGCCUAUUCCAGCAAAACUACGUGCUUUCUUGUCCUAUUGUGAUUUAUGGCCGAAUUUGGAUAGAUCUCAAGUCAAAGUCGUUAAAGCAAACCAAUUUCAUCGCAAUCAAAUAACAGACACUAUGAUUAACAAUAUAUUUUAUGAAAAUAGAUGGUUGUAA
This is a messenger RNA of Schistosoma spindalis, 1068 nucleotides long. Lineage: Eukaryota; Metazoa; Platyhelminthes; Trematoda; Strigeidida; Schistosomatidae. The record is from the annotation of a GenBank genome assembly.